This is a messenger RNA of Diachasmimorpha longicaudata, 10196 nucleotides long. RefSeq names its product 1-phosphatidylinositol 4,5-bisphosphate phosphodiesterase epsilon-1-like. The transcript is spliced from 14 exons. NCBI's taxonomy places the organism in Eukaryota, Metazoa, Arthropoda, Insecta, Hymenoptera, Braconidae. The record is from RefSeq and is a predicted model, not a curated record. Bases 559 to 5676 code for a protein of 1705 amino acids. Gene Ontology annotation, molecular function: phosphatidylinositol-4,5-bisphosphate phospholipase C activity; guanyl-nucleotide exchange factor activity. Gene Ontology annotation, biological process: release of sequestered calcium ion into cytosol; lipid metabolic process; small GTPase-mediated signal transduction.
GAGGCGGCGUUCCUGAGUUGCCAACGGAGUAAGGGAAGGACCUCCGAGGCCAACCGACAAGCCACGUAUCGAUCCUUCAUUGAGCUGGAGAAACGGCCGCAGCCGCAGCAGCCUCGGAGCUCUGAGGAGCUGGAGGAUUUGCACAAGCUGCUGCACUUCCCCGAGGAGGUGGCUCUCCGCUUGACAGAGAGCGAGUAUCAGUUAUUCUAUCAGGUGCAGCCGUGCGAGUAUCUGAGGCACGUGGCCCAAGACUUGACAUCACACCCUAAAUCCACUAAAAAACCGCCACCGUCGCCAACAACACAUCAGCAAUAUCAGUCGAGGGAGUCACCCAGCACUGUCAACAGCUCCACCCAGACAGAUGAGGAGGCACUGUGGCUGGGUGGCGCGACCUCCGCCCUCUCCGUGCAGAUCCUCAUCAAUCGAUUUAAUGAGGUGAGCUCAUGGGUAACUCACACAAUAACAAGUGGCUCGACAAUCGAGGAGCGGCAGGCAUUUCUCUCGUGCCUAUUGCGAGUCGCCCAGACCUGCUGGAACACCGGCAACUUCAACUCGGCGAUGGAGAUAAUCGCUGGCCUCAAAUCGAAUAAAUUGAAGCCGUUCUGGCAGAGCAUAAAUGAACCACUCCCAGUACUGGAGUAUCUCUCAUCGGCCCUUCUGUCUUCCGAAUAUGAACGAGCGUUGUCUCGUGCCCUGGCAAUGCCGGAGUGCCCGGUUGUGCCAUUCUUCGGGGCCUUUCUCCGCGAGUUACGCGAGGUCAUUGCCUCAGUUGCCAAGCAACCGGCAGAGAGCAAAGACAGAGAGACUCAGCGAACUAGCAGUAAGGAGGGCCCACCCCUCGAACACGUGCCUUCGCCCUCGCCAGGUGCGAGAACCGCUGUUGAGAGUAAUGCCGAUGCACCCUCCGGAUGGAGCUCAACAGGGGGUACAAGCAGCGGCGGUGGCGGUACCAGUAAAGGUGUAAUUUUUGAGUGUCCACAUGACACCAAUGCUGUACUUGACAAGGUUGCCCUAUUCCAUCAGCAUCGUCACGCACGUGGAAGAGAUGCAACGACAGGCUCACUGCACCGUACACUGAGUGUACAUACAACAGCUAUACUUGAGCAGAAUUACAUGACUGAGGAGUGUGAUGAGAAUGACUACCAUCUUGAUCUUGACUCGUAUAAGCCGGUUCAACCCCUAGCCGCCGAUCACGGUGUUGCAUUGUUUCCAGUUGCAGCACCCAACAAUGGAAUGGAUCUUCAUCUUUUACAAGUACUUCAUCACGGUACAACCCUGGUGCACUGGGACUGCGAGGGAGCAGGUGGUUCCCGUACAUCUCUGGUUUAUGCUCGUGUUGAUCGUGCCUGUGGUACAUUUGUCUGGGAGAAACCAGCCUGGAGCCCCCUAAAAACAGCGGGCUUUGGUUCAAUAUCAAAUGAAUUUACACUGACAGUUAACCCUGAGGAGAAUGUACCCUCGGGACUUGUGACACGUUACACAUCACCACAGGCUGACUGUGCCUCAGUCAGUUUGGAGGAAGGCUAUCUCGAUCUGAGUUCAGUUAAAGAAGUUACAAUCGGCUGUUGUGACAAAGAUAGGGAGAUUGAACUGCGUGGCAUCUGCAAGAGAUAUGGCCUUCCAGGAUCAGACUCGUGUAUUGGUCUGAUGUAUGGCUCCAAUCUUUCGGACAAUCGGCUUAUUUUUCUCCUUGGACCACCCACACUGAGCAAAAUAUGGUACAUGGGACUCUGCUGGAUACUGCGUGGCCUCAAACGUCAGAAUCAGUUGACAGACAGAAGAUCAAGAUGGCUGAAAGAGAAGUAUCUUCAACUUUAUUUUGAGGAGGGUUGUCUUGAGCCUACUACAGCCGAUGCCAUUAGGGUGUUUGGUGGACGUGACUGGUCUAUGACUGAGAGUAUUGGUACACUUUCGCCAACAAGUACAACACUACGACGACGUAAUCCGAAGGCUGGAAAAAAAACUAAAUCCAUUGGGAAUAUCCAUGCGCUUACGAAGGAACUGAGUUUCAAGCAAUACGAUUCAUCAUCCGAGAGUGGGUUAACAGCAGCACCACUGCGUCACUUAACAGGUAGUCGUGAGUCUUUAACGAGAAUAAUGCCAGCCUCACCCAGAUCAAGUCGUGAUAGAGUACCACCGCGCAGUCCACCAGGCACUGGUGAGCGGAUUGUCUCAUCAAGCUUGCCGUACUCCAGUUUACAAAGAAACAUUUUCAGUUUACUGUGUGUAACUCGGGAUAAGGAUAGAAAUGGCUCAAGCGUAACCUCGGCAACGGGUGAGACACCGUGGCAGGUGAAAGCCCGAGCUACUUCAAUCAUGUACGAGACCCAGUUGAAUUUCGUUGAAUUCGUGGCUCUCUUUCGGUCAUUCAGCCUUCGCGCACGUAAGGACCUACGUGAUCUCUUCGGACAGCUUGCAAUCACAUGCCGGAGCCAGAGUGAUGGCUCACUCCGUGACUUCAAUAUGAGACCGUCUGUGCUGAGGCAAACCAGUGAUGCUACACCACAACGAAUUGGUUUACUCACCCGAAAUAAUUCCAUAGAUUCUCACGAGUACAAAACAAGUGGCAACCUCCACAAAAAACAAAUAUUUGAUGCCAUUGCAGCAGCAAGUAUCGUCAACAACUGUUCAGGAGUUGAUACAUCAAAGUCGCAAGUGAUAACUCUCGCAACAUUUACAAAAUUCCUUGAAUCACGACAGCAGGAAAAAUUAACUGAAGACGAGAUUAAAGCUCUCAUCAAGAGACACGAACCCGAUCCAGCACUGAGGGUGCAGUGGUGCUUGUCUUUUGAGGGCUUUGCACGUUACAUGAUGGACAAAGACAACUACGCAUUUCCAAAUGAAUACGCAAUACCUUCUGACACCGAGAUGCAACAGCCAUUGUCCCAGUAUUACAUUGCAAGCUCUCAUAACACUUAUCUCACUGGACAUCAGCUCAAAGGAGAAUCCUCAGUUCAGCUUUACUCUCAGGUUCUCCUCACUGGAUGUCGCUGUGUCGAAUUGGAUUGUUGGGACGGCGAUGAUGGUUCACCCCUGAUAUACCACGGUCACACAUUCACAACUAAAAUUCCAUUCAGAUCAGUGGUAGAGGCAAUCGAUCGCAGUGCAUUCGUCAGUUCUCCAUAUCCAGUAAUUCUCUCCAUUGAAAAUCACUGCUCCCAAGCACAACAAGCCCGCAUGGCCCAGAUAUUUCAAUCUGUAUUCGGUGAUAAAUUGGUAACGAAGUUUCUAUACGACACCGACUUUUGUGAAGACCCUCAGCUGCCAUCGCCCUCACAACUUCGCCACAGAAUUCUGAUAAAAAAUAAAAAACUCGUGGUGGAUCCUACAGCACCCCUUGUACAUCCGUCGAUAUGUCACAGGGGUAAAAUGUUGAUGUCAGAUCGUGCAUCAUCCAUGAAGCAAAUGAGAACUGACGUUAGUAGUGCAUCCGUUGUUGAAUAUUUCAGCGAGGAUGAGGAUGAUGAGGAGGAGGAUGAUGAGGAUGACAAUGUUGAUGAUAACUCAAUCUCCAGUUACGAGAGAUACCUAGGUGGUAGUCAAAUGCCACACGUACGUUUGAAAUCUGAUCCAACUGUUGACGACAAAUCCCAAAAACAAAGUAGUCAAAUAGCUAAAGAGCUCUCUGACCUAGUAAUCUACCUCCAAGCCAUUAAAUUCCGCGGCCUCAACACAACCCCAGGAACACUACCCAUUCCAAAAGCACGCCACCAAAGCCACACAAGCACCGUGCAGAGACACAGUAUCGCUGGGAUUGGUACUGGUGGAAUAGCAUCCUCCACUGGCUCACCACAAUCCCUGUCGACAUCCGCGUCUGUUGCCAGCGGUGGCAGUAAUAUCGACACGUUAUUCCGACCAAAUCGUGGCAUGCCAGCGUGCUUCCAGUGUUCAUCAUUGAAUGAGAGUGCAGCUAAAAAAAUUUGCCGUAAACAGCCACUUGGUGUUGUAGCACACGCUGAAACACAAUUGAUAAGAACAUAUCCAGCUGGUAUGCGAAUAGACUCAUCAAACUUCAAUCCCGUCAUAUUUUGGGCCUUCGGCAUCCAGAUGGUGGCGCUGAACUACCAAACGGAUGAUGCAGCGCUGCAUCUGAAUGCGGCUAUGUACGAGCAAAAUGGCCAAUGUGGUUACGUUCGAAAGCCCUCUGUGAUGUGGGAAAAGAGUCACAUGAUGUACAGAAGAUUUAAUCCCUGGGACAAAGAAUUUGACGGCCUUCACUCAGUUCAUCUGACCCUAUCAGUUGUUUCGGGCCAAUAUAUAUCACCGGCAAAUCUACUUGCCAGCACAUACGUUGAAAUUGAACUCGUCGGUAUUCCCAUUGACUGUGCAAAGCAUAAAACUAAAAUUGUCCAAAAUAAUUCCCUCAAUCCAAUCUGGAAUGAAAAAUUUUGCUUCCAAGUGAUGUUCAGAGAUCUUGCCUUUCUUAGAUUUGGCAUUGUCGAAGCUAAUUCACAUCAUCUCAUUGCCCAGAGAGUACUUCCACUUAACUGCCUCAAGCCCGGCUAUCGUCACGUACGUCUACGUUCAUGUAAAAAUAAGUCCCUAGCACUAUCAACAUUGUUCAUUUACUCGAGAGUGGAGGAGGAGAGUUUGGACUACAACACGUGCUGCAGAGAUCACAAUAAAGAAUCCAAACGUCCAUCUGGCAAGACACCAGAGAAACUUAUCAAUGUCGAUCCAGGAUUGGGUGGUGUGACUCUGAAGCGCCGAAUGUUCUUCUUGAUGGUUUACGAUGUUAUUCCAGACGAGCCCUACACCAUUCUCAAGGUCACACAGGAGAGUUCAACGCAGGAAGUUAUGCUACAGGCACUUCAGAAGGCGGGAAUAUCUGCGGAGCAUGUGGACGAGUACAUUCUUGUUGAGGAAGUAUCACGAGGCUGGGAGAAGAAGGAUAAAGAGGAAUUGCCAACCCAACGGGUCUUGGAUCCAGCUGAACAUCCAUUGCAGGCACAAGCACUGUGGAAGGGACAGGGGAGGUUUUUACUGAAACGCGUUGGCAAUGAUCCCAGCAGUAGGGCUUGGUUGGCUUCAAUAAGGAGUACAGCUGGCCAUGCACAGUUGAAUGAAAGUGGUGAAGAUCAGUCAAUGAUUUGGGACGAGGCUGAUACCUUUCUCGUUUGCAUUUACAAUGUAUCGCCUGAAAUACCGUAUGCCAUUCUACGUGUACCAGUUAGUAGUUCAGCUCAGGAUGUUCUUGCCCAGGCAUUAGUUAAAGCAAGAAGAAUGGAGGAUCCUGGCAAAUUUGCACUUGUUGAGGAAUUGGAAUGGGGCGGCGCAGGCGCCGUUGGUAGUGGUAAUCGUCAGUUGCGGGUACUACGUGACGAUGAAAAUGUGUAUAGUACACAGGCAUAUUGGAAAACACUGGGUCGAUUUAUAUUGAGAGAACGGGAGCAGGCGAUUCCACGGAAACACCUGCUACCUGCUACUCUUGAUAGAUUAAGUAAGGGCUUUUCAGUUGGUAGAUCGGUGUCACUGCCUGGCUCCAGUAAGGAGAAAGUACCGGUAGCCGAGGCUCUCUCCGAUCCGACCUCGAGGGGCCUACGCCAGCGUCUUUUAAUGGGUCGCAGACGUGAGGUACACUCGGACGGCGAAGAGUCCAGGGAAUCGGACAUCCUCAAUGCUGCAUUGCAUCUUAAGAAAGUGUCAUUGAGGAAGUUGAGAGCCUGGAAAUCUUAGUGGCAGUCACGGGCGACGACGCUUACAUCGUUGUUUGCCCCUCGGAGAAAUGGUGAUUAAAUGUUUAAACCUUUAAUUACUGCUGUGGAAUUAUGAUUUUUUUACAUUUCAAUUAGAGUCGGCUGGGUUUGGAAAAUUCAUCUGAAGACGUCUUACUUUAAAAGAAAAAAGAAAUUUAUUGACUGUGAGAAUGUCUUAUGAUAAACUCUUUCGAACCCACUAAUUUUUCAUGUUUCUAAAUAAACGAAAAGAACGAAUACUUUCAUUUUAUUCGUUUCGUAUAAUGAUCAAUGAACAAUUGUUGCCAAUUGGAGAUUAAUUCAACCGUUGUAUUGCCAAAAUUUCAAUUAUUGGACAAUCAGUAACCAACUAUUGCCGCGUGAUAUCCCCUGGAAUUACCCCUGAUUUUAAUCGCAUAGACAUUAUCGAUAAAUUCGAUAGUAAAAUGAGUGACGUCGCUCGAUUGACUGUACUCCGAAUAAAUUUCAGUAACAACUGAGGACGGUUGAAUUUGCUGGAGGAAAACUGAUAUCGAAGGAAGUUACACCGACAGUCCAAUGACAGGUCUAUCAUUAGUGAAAUUUUUUUAGUAAAAUUCUAUGAGUUAUUUAUAUUUAGACGAAGACUGGAAGACGAGGGUGGGAUGAAUCAAAGAAAGAUUUUUCAUUGUCUCUUUUGAUGAGUGAUAGCCCACGUAAUAAUUGAAUAAUCGAAUCAUCAUUCAAUGAACCAAAUUAAAUGUGAUGAUCGGCCGAAUCAACGCUACCGAUAAUGUGGUAUUUAUCACAUGAUGUAAAAGAAAAAUGAUAAACGUACAUCGACACUGGCGACGAAGUUUUCCUGGCAAAGUUGGCCAAAUAACAAUAGACAGUUACAAGUUUAUAAUGAUUAUAGAAUGUAAUAGGAUUUAUUCAGUGUUCAAUAAGAAUUGUUAAAUGAAUUUUUUAAAAAUGCCUAAACUUGUUUUUUGUAGAAACACUCGUGUGUGCCUGAGCUGUUUGGUCAGUGCGUGUUUAACAGAAUUAUUUUUAUUAUGAUAAAUAACCAUGAGAUUCCACAUCCAUUAAACUUCAGAUGUAGAGCAUUAUGAAUUAGAAAUUAAUCAUAAUUUUAAUGAUUAUAGCUUUAAUGGCUUCACCUUUGUCGAGGAUAAACUUCACAGAUUACACAAUUUUAAUACUAUCCAUUAAUUUUUAAUGAAACUAAUAACAAUACAGAGACUAUAGAAUUAUAAUAGUAGAUGAAAAUUUAUAUAAUUAACAAAUGCAAUAGUCUAAUCACACCAAUACGGGUUCAUCAGAUGAAUUAUCGUUUUUUUUGGUUCAUUAUCUGUUGAUCGAUUGAAAUGAUUGAGUUAGUCAAUCAAUCUCGCCGCCAUCAAUUUUCCCGAAGUCAAUGAUAAACACAUAUUCCACAUGAAAUAUCUCUUCGCGUCUCAUUCAUUUUUCCCAGUCAAUUUCCGCUAUUUGUGAUUGUCAUUCACUCCAUUAGUUUUGAUUUAUCCAUGAAUCGUUCUGGUUUAAUUUUUUUUUAUUCGCAAUCGACAGAAGCGAAUUUUCAACUGAAUUAAUUACCCUAGUGUCAACUGCAUUAAUUAAUAACGAAUGAAUCCAGAUACGGCGUACGUCUCACACGUGAAUAAAUAUUUUCACAGUCGUUCGUUUUUAUUUCAAUGAAAUUAAAUUAAAGAACAAUAUCACUUCAAGAGACCAAAAAAAAAUUGUUUUUCAUUAAAAUUGAUAACAAGGUAAAUAUAAAUAUGAAAAAUGUUAAUAUCAUGGCUAAAGUAUUCAUCAGAUUCAUAUCUAUCUAAUAUCGCACUAGAAUUACUGAUAAUUCGAUGUAUCAUCACACUCCGAAAAUGAAAAAAAAACUUAUCAAUUGUCAAUUUUUUUCGGUCAUAACUCAUGAAGAUAAUGGGGAAAGUGAUUUUUAAAUUGAAGGAGGUAAACUUAUCACCGUAUCUCGUGAUUUUUUCUAUUCACUGUAAAACUAUUGCAUUUGAAGGGUGCAUUUCUAAUGACAAAAUAAUUCCUAUAAUAAUCCCCGCAUCGAGGCAACGCAUCGAUCGUAUCGGUGCUGGUGAAGUUAUUUCAGUCGAUUAAUGAUUUUGUAAUUAUGAAAUUUUCACGUUGAUGAGUACACUGACAGAAGAAUUCGGUUGAGGUUAACAAGGUUCAGCAAAUUAGAACAACUAAAUAUUCAUUAAUUGUUAUCGAGAGACUCAGUUGACCUGUGAUAUCAUAGUCAUCCAAGUGAACCAUUCGAUAAUAGUUAUUAAAUAGUAAGGUGAAAAUAAACAAAUGCGGUGAUUAUACGCGGGGUCGUACAAGGUUUGUAGAAAUUACACGAGAGAUGGGGUGUACUAUUAAUCUAAAUUCAGCAACUAUUGCCAGGAAAAAUAAAUCCUCGCUUGCAUCGAUAGAACCGGUGGGUUCAUCCAACGGUGUGGGAAUAGUGCAUUUCAGGACGAGUGCCAUAAGGAUUUUUAGUCCCGUGGUGUUGUCAUUCCAGCCGAAGGGCAGGACCGACAUGCCAUGCGAGUAAAAAUCCCUAGGGCAUUAGCCAUGAAUAAUAUUUGUCUGUAGUCAUUUUCACUUUUUCUAGUUUGAGGAAGAGCCAGUGCCAAUUCCCAAACGAGGAAAGUGAGGGUCAGUACGAAAAAAUACAUUUUAUUGGAUUGACAAGAUUUCGAGUUAACUACAACGGACAGUUCAUUUAUACGAAUUAUCCCCCCCCCCUCCCUUAAGGUUUAUUCACGUGCUGAAUACAUAAUUAAAAUAUUCAAUACUCGGCUGUAAUAAUUUCACCUCAUUACCGAAAUAUAUUCUUAUCGGCUAGUCGUUUUGAAUUUCUAGUGACGUUACAAUGUAAAGAGACCUAUGGUAAAAUCAAUAAAAAAAAAUUAUUAUAGAAAAAAAGAACAAGAUUGUAAUACAUAGUGAAAAAAAUAAUGCUUCUAACGCUGCGAAAUAUGAAAUUACACUUAACUACUUUUUAACAUUUUGGGACCAUUAUCAUGAGAUUAACCGACUUCUUGAGGUUACCACGAGCAGUAUUAAGUUUCCAUUGGAAUAUACGCGCUGAUGAAAAAAAUAAAUAAUGAUAAAUUAUCAAUCAGCAUCAUUGACUCGAGUAUUACCCCAUCGGAGAGAAAAAUUUUAAAAAAAAUUAUGUGUAAUAUCCCCGUGUACAUAUCCGGUGGAUCCGUAUACGAUCCCCCGAGAAUAAAUAAUAUCCAAGAACAAAGAAAAAAUCAUGAAAAAUAUAAAAAAAUAGAUGGACAUUAUUUCAGUUGUUUUGUACAUCAGUUAAAUCGACAAAAGCCAAAAAGUUUUUCGCGUCGUUGGCGAGAGCCCUCGCAAAGACCGAAGAACUGUCAAAAUUUUAUAAAAUUUUAAAACGUCGAGAAUUUUUUAAUCAACCAGACGUUUAUUUUAAUUAAUUAAAGGCAUUAAAAAUUAGGAUUUGACAUUGUCGACGAUAGUUAUUCGGGUGAAAAUACCACUUUGCAUCGUGUGGUAUAGGUCUCUGUCCACUGUUGACAACUGCUUUGUACGCUAACGCUAGUACUUUAUGAAAAAAAAAAAAAGAAAAAAAGCAUUUGUACUCGUCCAUUGAAUUUUAUGUUGCCAGGUAUCUCUGACGUUUUACUCUACUUCUGUAUUUUCACGCGCAUUCUUUCAUCUGUACAUAAAAUGUCACAGUUCGUUUGGAAUUUUGUUUCACGUUUAGCAUCAAAGGAGAGAAAAAUACAGCUGACUAUUGUUAUUGCAUAAUUCUCCCUGACACAUAAAGCAACGAAGAUUCACUGUUAUUCACAUUAAUUUGCAUUGGCAUUAUUUAAUGAUUUUUGACAACUGAUUUUAAAACUCUAGUCACACAAUUUCCCCAUUUAUUUUUUAAUCUGUUCAUUGUUAUUUAUUAUCCACUCCAUUAUUAAUUAUUUUCUGUCUUAAUCGUAAUUAGUUUAAACUCUCGAGACGUCGGUUCUUCAUGUUUUAUUCAUACGAUCGAAUCGAAUUGUGGUAAAAAUGAAACAUUAAUGAAUUGAUUAAUAGGUUUAGUAAACUGAAUUUUUUAUGAAAAUUGAGGCAAAGUAUCUCCGACCUUGAAGUGUGAAUUUUUUGGCUCGCCAUUUCAUGUGAUUUGAUUACAUAAAGUAAGUUAAGGGGAUAAUACUGAGGAUUUAAAAAAUUAAUUAAAUAAACAAUGAAGAAUGAAAAUAUCCUUCGUAGAUACGUCAAAUAAUCGCAGUUGAAUUGUGUAGGUCAAGAUUUAAUUGAUGAUGAAGAAAAAAAAAACAUCACUUAUUAUGAAUAGGAUAGAAAUUUUUUGGCGUUAUUUAAAUUACGUAGUUCUCUGUUCUUUUUUGAGGAACACGUGACCCAAAGCAUGCGGCCAUUUAGACUACAUAUAUUAUAAUAUAAAUAUAUAUAUAAAUUAUUAUUAAUUAUUAUGGUAAUAUUGACAUUGUUGAAGGAUCUAUAUGUAAAUAAACAUAAAGAGCAUUUUUAUAA